AUGGAUCCCCUCAUAACUGUGGUAGGCGCGACAGGCACCGGCAAGUCCAAGCUCGCUGUGGACUUGGCCGCCCGAUUUAACGGUGAAAUCAUCAAUGGCGACGCCAUGCAAAUGUAUCGCGGUUUGCCCAUCAUCACCAAUCAGAUUCCCCUCAAUGAACGAAAAGAUAUCCCCCACCAUCUUCUCAGCUGCGUAGACCUCGACACCGAGGCGUGGCGGAUCGGACACUUCAAAAGAGAGGCGCUACGACUGAUCGCUGACAUCCGAAGCCGUGGCAAACUCCCGAUCCUGGUCGGGGGAACUCAUUACUAUACGCAAGCUGUGUUAUUCAAGGAUCAACUAGUCGGUGAAGGAUGCGAUUCAGAAUCUGAGACCACAGCAAAGACAGCAAACGAAACGCAAAGGCUGGACUCGACCUCCACAUCAGAAAAAUGGCCCAUACUCGACUCUUCUCCCGAAGUGCUCAUGCAGAAAUUGAGAGAAGUGGACCCGGUCAUGGCUGCGCGGUGGCAUCCAAAGGACGGCCGUAAGAUUCGCCGCUCUUUGGAGAUAUAUUUCCAAACCGGGCGACCGGCCUCGGAAAUCUAUGCGGAACAGCAAGAACAGAAGCAGAAAGCUGCUACUCAAACGGAAGGAGGACUGCUGCGAUUUGACAACACGUUGAUCUUCUGGGUCCAUGCCGAGAAGGAAAUUCUCAAUCAACGACUGGAUGCACGAGUCGAUGGUAUGAUCGAACAAGGCAUGAUGGCCGAGGCGGAGACAAUGUACGACUUUAUACAACAGAAGAAAGCCGAGGGCGUGGAAGUGGAUCAAACUCGUGGCGUGUGGGUUUCUAUUGGGUUUAAAGAGUUGGCACCAUACUUUGCGGCACGUCACGAGGGAGUUCUCAACGAGGAUGAGUUGGGCACGUUACGCAGUCAGUGCAUCGAAGCGAUUCGCACGGCGACGCGGCAGUACGGAGGCUCUCAGAUCAAAUGGAUCCGCAACAAGCUGUGGCGAGCACUCGCCGAUGCUGAUAUGACCCAGCGACUCUACCUGUUAGACAGCAGUGACGUUGCACAAUGGACUAGCCGCAUCACAGAACCGUCAGAGGACAUUGUCCGCGCGGUGAAGCAAGGUGCCUCGACGCCUGAUCCCAAAUCUCUGUCCGCCCUCGCUCGAACCAUCCUCGGCGCUCGAGAAGAACAGGGCGUAUCGUCUACGUCGCCCCUGAAGGCUUUCACCUGUGAUGUCUGUGCAAAGACGGUCGUAGGAGACGCCCAGUGGGAAAUUCACUUGAAUUCGUAUGGGCAUAAACGGGGUCUCAAGUCCGCCGCUCGAAAGGCCGAGCGCGACGAGUACUUUCGCAAACGCGCCAUGGAAGAACAGGGAGAGGGUUCGGAGAAAGAUGCAGAUGCGAAGGGGACAAACAAGAGGACUUUCGACCGAACAGAGAAUGAGUAG
Molecule: messenger RNA, 1443 nt
Organism: Penicillium diatomitis
Lineage: Eukaryota; Fungi; Ascomycota; Eurotiomycetes; Eurotiales; Aspergillaceae
Product: tRNA dimethylallyltransferase
Exons: 2
Coding region: 1-1443 (480 amino acids)
Biological process (GO): tRNA modification
Cellular component (GO): mitochondrion
Molecular function (GO): ATP binding; tRNA dimethylallyltransferase activity
Source: RefSeq, a predicted model, not a curated record